Messenger RNA from Cavia porcellus (domestic guinea pig), 6934 nucleotides. RefSeq names its product Bet1 golgi vesicular membrane trafficking protein (gene Bet1). Gene Ontology annotation, cellular component: SNARE complex. Gene Ontology annotation, molecular function: SNAP receptor activity. Gene Ontology annotation, biological process: vesicle fusion with Golgi apparatus; endoplasmic reticulum to Golgi vesicle-mediated transport. The coding region runs from base 187 to 426 and encodes 79 amino acids. The record is from RefSeq and is a predicted model, not a curated record. The transcript has 5 exons. Lineage: Eukaryota; Metazoa; Chordata; Mammalia; Rodentia; Caviidae.
GCGCCGGCAGGCGGUCUAUGUCGUCAUCAGCCUGCGAAUGUUUAGCUUCCAUUGUAGUCGUGGCGUUUUGGGGCAAGAAGUUGGGAGUUCAGGGGAACCCUGGGACUGAAGACACGGUCCCGGUGACCCCCGACCCUUCCGACCCAGUCCUCUCUCGCCCGCCAUUUCGCUCACCCUUCUGACAGGAUGAGGCGUGCGGGUCUGGGUGAAGGAGCACCUCCUGGCAGCUAUGGGAACUAUGGCUAUGCCAAUAGCGGGUACAGUGCCUGUGAAGAAGAAAACGAGAGACUCACUGAAAGUCUGAGAAGCAAAGUGACUGCUAUAAAAUCUCUUUCCAUUGAAAUAGGCCAUGAAGUUAAAAAUCAAAAUAAAUUACUAGCUGAAAUGGACUCCCAAUUUGAUUCUACAACUGGAUUUCUAGUAUAAAAAAUUUUAAAUACAUGAAGUCAAGAUAUCCAAAGACUGCAUGACAUCAGGAAGCUGAGAAAUUGUUGAAGGCAGAAUCAGGAGCAUUGGGUGCAGAGAAUGAUGUCCAGGGACAGAGGUACCUAGUGUCCAGUGGCACAGUGAGAUACAAGAACAAUGGCCUAGAUGUCCUCUAAUGUCAGUGACAACUGUUUAAUGAGUCAUGACUAAGGGUGUUUCUUGCUUUGUAGUCAAACUUCAUUUGUCCCUAUUCAUUUUCUUCUCUUGAUCACCAGUUUCCAGAAUGAUUAUGAAAAAUAUUAAUUUCUCAUUAAGGUAAGUCAGAACCAUUUUCCUAACAUGCAACACUAAUAUACCCUCACUUUCAUGAUACAAAAUCAUGUUAGAGGGAUUUUUAAAAGCAUUAACAGGGGACAUAAAAUAGAUACACCAAUUGUAAAGUGGACAACUUACACAAGAUGAGAGCAGGAAGCAUCUGAAAAGUCACAUCAGUCAACAGAUUGUCAGGGACACAUUCUCAGGGCAUUUAGAGGACACCAACAUCAUCUGGUAGCGCCAGGAGAAAGGCAUCCUGGGGAAGAUAAAACAUACAUUUUGUAGGAAAUAAGCAAAUGAAACAGAUGAACAAAAAGCAGAGAGUUUUCAGAGUGCAAGUGCUGGAAUAAGUACUAGAAAAGGAGACUUCAGAUGCCACGGUUCAGGACAGUAAAAACCAGAGUCUGCAUAAAAGAAACGUUUGAUUAUGGCCAUAGAUACUAGUAAGGAGCUUGUUUGGGCCUAUAAACCUGCAGUGGUUGAUGGUUCUCAAGGGAAUGAGUGGUAUUAUCAUGCGAGGCAGCCCAUGGAAGGAUCACGGAGAAAGGCUAGGCAGGAUACUUAAGGCAGCUGGAUGUAGUGCUCAGUAAAGAAGCCUGCAAAGAUGGCUUGAAGGCUGGAAGAAGAGAAGAUGCACUCAGGUUUCUGGAUUCUGGGACAAUGUGUAGAGUGCAGAUUUUUUUUUUUUUUUCAGUUUACUUGGAAGAGAACUCAAAGCUGGAGAUUCAACUUAGGAAGGCAACAGAGUUAGGGUGGCUUGAGAGGGAUGAUUUUGUGGCCAAAGAUAACAGCUAGAGAAAGAAGAACAGAGAGCUGUGAUGUGAAUCUGUGCCAGACAGAAUUCAGUAAAUGGCCAAAUGUUAAGUUUUAUACCCUAGUCCUUAAAGUUAAUUAAGCAAAUAGUUAGAAUACAAAGAUUCAUCUGCAAACCAUUUUCCCACAAAUCAUGUACAUUUAUGCAGAAGUAUACUUACAUGUUUGGGUCUCUCUAAUGAGAAACCAUCCUGAAACAGAGUCUAUAAGGACUAAAUAAUGACUUAGAUGGGCAGACCCAAAAGUUAGUAAAAAUACAAAUUCACCAGCGCAGUCAAGAACUAAGAAAAGGAGAAGAGAGAAGGAGCAUUUAUUCUAAAUUUUAUUGCUUAGGCAUAAUGCAGGGAGAACAGUUGCACAGCUCUUUAGUAAACACCACGGUCAGUGUGGGUCUUGUCCUUCUGCAUGCCCUGAGCCUUGUCUCAGGAGUCAUCUCUCUGAUUAACCUAGGAAGUUCUUCUCUGCGGUCUCCUAGGGACGCAGAGAGGGCUGAGAUUCCUCCAGGAGAAGCAGGAGAUACCCAACAUUCCCCUCUCUAUAUUGUUAGGAACCUAAAUGGAUAAGAUUUUUAGUUAGAAGACUAGAGUGUGAGUAAAAUGAGCCUUUCGCAAGGCAGUGAGAGCUUUCUGAAUUCCAUCAGAAGUGUUUUUUUUUUAAAUUUGGCAAUUAGUGCUUUUCAGUUUAAUUUAAAGCUUUGCAAACACAGCUUUGAGUCCACAUCCAACACCUCUUUCCAGAUAGAUCAUUACCUUUCAUUCAUCUCCAUAAAAAAGUAUUUCCAGUCCUUACUGACACAAGUAAAAAUCUUGUUGCUUUUCUUUAAGCUUUUAGUAAAAACUUAAAAAGAAACUAUGACAGUUUCUUAAAAAAUAAUUUUAGCUAAGUAACUUGCUAUUAAGUUUAUCUAACCACUAUAAAAUGGUCUUAUAAUAUGAAAAAUUAAAUAAACUUUGCAUUGACUGAGUAACUCUUGGGGAAAUGCAUGGUAUUAUAAUGAAAUAUUGGGGCUGGAGAUUUAGUUCAGCACAUAAAUGCCUGCCUGUGAAGGGCAAGGUAAUGAGUUUGAUCCCCAGUACAAAAAAAAAAAAAAAAAAAGACUCAAAUAUAAUGCAGAAUUGCUUAUAAGUACAGAAGACAUAAUGUAGUUUAAUUAAAAUAUUGAAUUCCUAAACAGAUGAAUCCAAAACCACCAACCAAACAAAAUGAAGCAACUACCAAAAAAUUAUAAUAAGGCUUAGGAUCAUAUCAAGCAUUUUAGAGACUUUAUUUUAUUUAAACUGAGAUCUCAUUGGAUCAUUUUAAGGAGUAAAAAAUGUAUUUAUGAGAAAUCAACCUUUUUGUUUAGCUGUCCUCAAGAAAAACAGAUUUUUGUAUGUGAAAAUACCAUUCUGAUUUGGCAGUAUUGCUCAUGUUUACAGUAAAUUGAUUAAAUAGUAAAUGAACAUAUUAUUUGUACAUAGUUGCCACUUUAUCUUGGAGAGAGAGAAAAGUUAUAAUGAAUUGUGCAGUGAAUUAAUUUGUGAAAAGUAUUUCUAACUUGUCAUGAUGCCACAUGAAUGAUUAUGUAGGUAGCAGUACAGAUAAUAAUAGCUGCAGACAAAUCUUUAUAUUCUGCUCAAUCUGCCUAUAUUGCAUUAAUUAAACAUGGUCUUUUGGAUAGCCAUCCUAGUAUAGAGAAAAGAGCAUUAAAAAAUCCUCAGCCUCAUAUGGGAGGAAGGUGUAAUGAGAUAUUCAUUUUCCAAAUGUGAAAAAUUCAUUAUUCUUAUUGACAACACAGUAGAAGUUUUGUUAUAUGGAAGAUUCUUAGAUCACGAACUAUGAGGUCCAGUGGUUUAUUUUUGAGAGUUGGGAAUGUGGGAGACUUCUAUGCUUCAAUAAUCUUCUAUUUGGUCUUUUAAUGUAAUAGUGAUUUUACUUCUGCUGUUUUAUUUAAAAAGAAGGAAAGCACCUUCUUAUUAGGGGAUUGUUAGGUCAUCUUUAUUAAUUUGCUGUUCUAGGUAAUGAAAGAGAAGAGACUAUGUUGUCAUCUUAACUAGAGAAGAAUCAAUGGACACCAGUACUCUAUCCAAAGGAUAAAUAGGCUUUGGCCUUUGUUUCACUUUUAGUUGCCAUUCAUUAGUUACUGAAUAUUCACACAAUUUCUAUCUAUGCAAUUAUUGUCGUGUAUUUAUUUGCAACUGUGUUACUUAUAUAUAGCAAAAUACUUGCAAUUUAAAUAAACAGUAGUUGAAGCAGAAAAAUAAACAGUAUAACUGUUUUGGAGAGAGGAAAUGGUUUUUAUUCAAAUGUUUUAAAUGGUUAAAUGAAUAUUUUCAAAUUCAGUAAUAUAUAAAUCCAAUGUAUACAAUUCCCAGCAAAGUAAAAUAACAAAAACAAUAACAAUAAUAAUAAAAAUAAUAUACUAUGCAACUCACUGUCUGGAUAAGUUGUUUCAUAAGAGCUGAGAACUAUAAAAUACCCAUGAGACUACUUAUCCUCUUAAGUCAUAAGAUAAAUGUUCAAUGUAUUGAAUAUCAGUCCUUUAAAACUUUUUUACAUCUUUAACCACAUGUAUUUCAUAAGAGAUUUGACAUUAGAAAUAAAGUCACAAGUUUUGCUCAUUAAUAACUAAACCAAGUAGUUAAUUUUAAAUUUUAUUUCUGGCUUCCAUUUGUAUUAGCAUGAGAAACAGUGAAACAAAACCAAUAAUAACAAAAGUCAAUGACUGUGAAGUAGACUUUAGGGGCGAUAGGAUCCAAAGAGUUGUAAAAUACAAUAAAACAAGAAUUAUGUGAAUUGAAUUGACUAAGGUCACUCAGGGAGUAGAGUUGAAGUUUGUUCUGGUGGCCUCGUGGUCAGCUGCUGUUAUGCACGUAAUUAACUUGAUUACCUCAACCUUGUUUGCUCUCAAUUCCUUUUGUCACAUGAACAUUGCUUGAAGGAAGCACACCAGGCAUUAAAGGCCAGGCAUGCUGUUACAACAAACACCAACAUGCUCAGGGGCUUAGAACACCAAAGCCUACUUCUCCCUCAUGCUGUGCUCAUCACAUGUCGGCCAGGAACGUGUCAUCCUGCUUUGCGUCACCCUGAUUGCUCAGGCAGAGGGAGCCCACCUCUGACCCUUUAAUGCUAAGGGAGGAAAGGUGCAGUGCUGCGAACAGUGCUGGAUGCUCCACUCUGCAGGGUUUGUGUCACUCCUUUCAGGGUCACUGCCAAAGCCCCACCAUGGCCUCCCGAAUCUCGAGAGGGAAAGGAAGUCUUGCCAUCUUCUAGAGGAAAACAGAAAUAUUAAGAAUUACAUUAUAUGUAAAUAUGUAAACAGUUAUUCAUUUGAGCUUUGCUGGGGAAAUAUUCACUUCAUUGUACAUUCACUGAAUAAUGAAUAUUCAUAUAUCUAGGGAAAUGCUACCAGAAAUAGAAAGUUAAUGAAAUUUGAUAUCUGAUUACAGCUCUCUAUUUUAUGAAAUAUAUUGAGCAGUUUUUCAAAAGAGAAACAAAACAAAGGGCUAGAAUUUAAGCUAGAUUUAAAAAAUCCAUUAUUACUUUCAGAUAUAAUUUCUUCAAAGAUGAACUCAUUGAUUAAAUAAUCCUACUCUUACCUGAAAGUUAGUUUUACUUCUUUAGUAAUGGAUUCAACAUAUAAACUUGUGUUAUAUGAAUUGUUUGUUUUAUUUCAAAACUUCCAUUCUUUGUGGCAAGUAAAGAAAAGGUGAGUUAUUCUAGCGCGUAGACUAUCUAGACAUCUGAGUGGAAAUGGCAGCUCUCACUAAAAUCUCUAAAAGUUUGUAGGGGAAGGAAAGUUAGAAGUCAAGCUUCCCCUUCAUGGCUUAGGACAGGAAUGCUAUGUCAGUUCAUUUAAACAUUAAUAUUUGCAGGUGCCACACAGCCUCUGUAAGGUUAGUGUCCGAAAGCAAUCUACACAAAAACAAACACUAUUACAGUUUUAAGAAUGGAUUUCUCUGGAAGCUUUAAAAAGUCAUCUGGCUCAAGCUUUGUUAGGAAAGGGGAAAAAAGUUGAGUAAGAAAUUCUGAGGUGUAUAUUUUAACUUUUGCACCUUUAGCUGUGUGGCCCUGCACCUACAGAGUGCCGUGCACCUCCUCUGCACAGGAACUUCUGCUCACACUCUUGGGGUCAUUCCGCUUACCACACACUUUCCAGGGCAUGUGACAGCAGCUCUGGGGAAUUCCAUUUGUGAUAAAUCUAAUGAGUAAAAUAGUGAUUUGUAAAGCCUUUGGGAAAAUUCAUUAUUAGUGUUGAAAUAAUCAUUUAAGCCUAAUUGGCUGAGACAUUUGAAAGGAAGAGAAAGGCGUAUUCUUGACUGUAAUUACUUUGGAUGUGUAAACUUGGGUUAUAUCAUCAUUUCUAAUGCAAUCAAAUAAAGAUUAACUUAUUUACAUUUCUAUAAUUUUAUGAAUGGAUUAAUUGUCUGUUAACUUUUUCUUAAAUGAUUUAAUAAUAUAUUCCUUUCAGGCAAAAUAAUAUUCAGUCCAAUUACUUAUCUCAGAGAGUGUUAACCAAAGUUACUAAAUCAUCCGUGUUAAAUGAAUAAAUGUCUUUUUAUAGAGGCUUUCAGCUUAAUGAUAGUUAUUCUGACUGAUUUGCAUUGAUCUGGAGUCUAGAGAUGUUGAGCAGUUUUUGACCAUUUGAACUUCUUUUGAGAAAGAUCUAUUCAAUUCAUUUACCCAUUUUUAAUGGAUUCAUCAUCAUAGGGAAUUAAUUUUUAAAGUUCUUUAUAUUAUAUAUAUAUGUACAUAUAUAUAUUCAUUAUAUAUAUAUAUAUUAAUUCUCUCAUGGAAAUAAAAACUAGUACAAUCUCUAUGGAAAUCAAUACAGAGAUUUCUCAAAAGACUAAACAUAGAAUUACCAUUUAACCUAUUAUACCAUUCUUGGGCAUUUUCCUGAAAGAAAUAAGGGCUUCAUAGUAUAAAAAUCUAUGUAUAUCAGUGUUCACAGCUGUGCUAUUCACAAUGCUAAGCUAUGGAGGCAACGUACAUACUUGUUAAAGAUGAAUGGAUAAAGAAUAUGUAGUAUAUAUCACAGGAAUAUUCCUCAGCAAAAAAGAAUGAAAUUAUGUCAUUUUUAGGAAAAUAAAUAGAACAGUAACCAUCAUACUGACUGAAAUUAGAUUUAGAAAGUUAAAUAUUACAAGUUCCUCUUAUAAGAGAAACUAAAAUAUAUCAAUCAGUAAAUACACAAAUAGGUAAAGAGACCUAGAAACUAGGAGGUAGAGGUAGGCUUCUGGAAGCCUGGGGGAAGGGUCAAAUGUAAGGGAAGAAGGGGAACAUGGAUUUGAAAUUAACUAAGUUAUAUUAAAUACAUAUGUGAACUUUCCAGAACAAACUCAUCAUUGUGAAAUAUUAAUGUGCACUAAUACAAUAUAUUUAUAAAAAUUUUCAGCUU